AUGCAACACCGAUGUUUUAAAGUUCUCACGUGUUUUGAUAAAUUCAAAGACAGUCUAAAAAGUAGAGAAUGUGGAGAAGCCAUUGCUCUGGCUUUUCAAGGAGCAGCUCAAUCACAGCAAUUUCAAUCGCAAUUCAUGAAUAUUCCACUUUCCGAUGGAGGAGAAGGUUUUUUAGAAUCGAUCAAGCAAAAUCAUCCCAAUGACUAUCAAUUGGAAUUCUUUCCUGUUCGGCAUCCGUUGCAUUCUCGAAGACAUGAGCUAGUUCCAGCCCCUUAUUACUAUAAAAAACAUAUUCAUGAUAAUGAAUUGAAUACCCAAGAACACAUCUAUGUAUUGGAAAUGGCUACUGUGUGUGGAUUGGAACAAUUACGAACGGAAGAAAGAAAUCCCUUUGAAACAACCACAUAUCCAUUAGGGCUCUUAAUCAAACACAUUUUAUUGAAACACAAUGAAAAUGAUAAUAUUCACAUUUUACUUGGAAUUGGUGGCUCGUGUACCAAUGAUGCAGGAAUUGGAUGUUUGAGUGCUCUUGGGUGUAUCAAAGAUUUUGUUUUUCUUGAUAAUUACAAUUCGAACGACAACAACAACACUGAUUUUCAAGAUAAUCUCGAAAAUUCGUUUGUUUUUUAUGGAAAACAUUUAGUUCAUCUCGCAGAUUUCACACUCGAUCGUAAUGCAUUACCUUAUCGCUACAGAGAUUUAACCAUUGAUAUUGCAUGUGAUGUCAAUAAUCCGUUGGUAGGCGAGAGAGGAGCAACAUUUACAUUUAGUAAGCAGAAAGGAGUCAAAUCUCCACAAGAUCGUGAAAUACUUGAGAAGGGAAUGAUUCGAUUUGCACAAUUAGUGAGAGACAAGACUGGGGUCGAGAUUGCGGACAUGCCUGGAGCUGGUGCAGCAGGUGGAAUAAGUGGUGGAUUUUAUUCAAUUCUUCACGGAAAAGUAGAAUUGAAAAAAGGAAUUGAAAUGAUUGGAAUGAGUUGUCAAUUAGAGAAACAUAUCACGGAUGCUGAUAUUGUGUUCACAGGUGAGGGAUGUUACGACGAUCAAUCGGAAGGAGGAAAAGUGGUUUCAUGGGUUUCCAAACUUUGUCAACAGUACAAUAAGGCAUGCAUUAUUUGUUGUGGUCAAAAGAAGAAGGAGACUGUGCCGAAUGAGAAUUGUUUAUUGCUGGAUUUGACAUCUCAAUUCCCGAUGGAAAAGUCCAUGAAAGAAACCUUCUCUUGUUUGGCCCAAUUAACGAAAGAAAAAUUGCCUUUAAUUUUCAAACAUGUGGACAGGGUGAAGGAACGAACUCAAACAAAUCAAUUCUAA
This is a messenger RNA of Naegleria lovaniensis, 1311 nucleotides long. RefSeq lists its product as uncharacterized. The coding region runs from base 1 to 1311 and encodes 436 amino acids. NCBI's taxonomy places the organism in Eukaryota, Heterolobosea, Eutetramitea, Acrasida, Naegleriidae. The transcript has 4 exons. Gene Ontology annotation, molecular function: glycerate kinase activity. The record is from RefSeq and is a predicted model, not a curated record.